Nothobranchius furzeri (turquoise killifish) is the source of this 6695-nucleotide messenger RNA. It is a transcript of the gene gas2l1, whose product is annotated as growth arrest-specific 2 like 1. NCBI's taxonomy places the organism in Eukaryota, Metazoa, Chordata, Actinopteri, Cyprinodontiformes, Nothobranchiidae. The record is from RefSeq and is a predicted model, not a curated record. Gene Ontology annotation, cellular component: microtubule plus-end; actin filament; stress fiber. Gene Ontology annotation, molecular function: cytoskeletal adaptor activity; actin filament binding; microtubule binding. Gene Ontology annotation, biological process: regulation of microtubule polymerization or depolymerization; actin crosslink formation; protein localization to microtubule plus-end.
AUGGCUGAUCAGAGCAACAUUCAGUCUGCCGCCUCCAAGAGCAUCAGGCCUUUCAAAUCCAGUGAGGAGUACCUGUAUGCCAUGAAGGAGGAUCUGGCCGAAUGGCUGAACACCCUGUAUGAUCUGGACAUCACCGCGGACACCUUCAUGGAUGCGCUGGAGACGGGCUGCGCCUUGUGUCGGCACGCCAACAACGUGAACCGCACCGCACAGGAAUUCCAGCUGGAGUCCCCGCAGGCAGCGCAGUCCAUGAAGGUGCCAUCGAAGGAUGUGGUUUUCCAGUCCCGCAAUGUCGUUCCCGGCUCGUUCCUGGCGCGGGACAACGUUUCCAAUUUCAUUGCUUGGUGCAGGCAGGAGCUCUGGAUCAAGGACGUUCUCAUGUUUGAAACCAACGACCUGGUGGAGAGAUGCAAUGAGAAGAACUUCAUCCUGUGUCUGCUCGAGGUGGCGCGGCGAGGGUCCAAGUUUGGCAUGCUGGCCCCCAUGCUGAUCCAGCUGGAGGAGGAGAUCGAGGAGGAGAUUCGGGACCAGGAGAGCCUGCGGAUCACCAGGGAGCUGCCAGCAGAGCAGAGCUCACCCAGCAGGUGCAAUGGUCGGAAGGAGAGCCACGAAAGUGUGGAGGAUGAGGAGGAACCUGAUCCAGAGCCACACAUCUGGCCGCAGAAGAGAGUCUUGUUGGACAUGAGAAAUCUGGAUGAGCUGGUACGAGAGAUCCUGGGCCACUGCUCCUGUCCAGCUCAGUUUCCUAUGAUUAAAGUGUCUGAGGGGAAAUAUAAAGUAGGAGACUCCAGCGCACUGAUCUUCAUCAGGGUCCUUCGCACUCAUGUGAUGGUGCGUGUUGGAGGGGGCUGGGACACACUGGAACACUAUUUGGACAAGCACGAUCCGUGUCGUUGUGCUGCUUUUGCUCACCGCUACCACCAGUCCAAAGCUAGUGGCCAAGGUCAGGGAGCCCAGAGCAAGUCGUCCAGUGCCCACUCUUCUCGCUCUACCAGCCCGGGCCCACACUGGAGAAACGAUGGCAUCGCACCGUACAAGCCUCCUGACAGACGCUCCAUGGAGCCACAGAGUGCCCCCACCUCCUCCUCCAACACACGCACACCUCGAUCCCAGAACUCCUCUGCUCUUUCUGAGGUAGACGCCGGUGCAGCUCGCGCUCUCCUACCAAGACCUCCACGGGACCGCUCAGAGCCUCGACACUUUAAUCCUCUCAGGAAUAAGGAGACAAAGAUGCCAAUAACGAGGCGUCUUUCUGGAGACAGCGACUCGUCUACGGCCUCUUCCAAGGGAGGAGGAGGAGGGCGGCGCUCCCUUGGUGGCACAUCGUCGCGCUCUGGUGAAGAGGUAGUGUUUCUUGUAAACCGGAAAGAAGGGAAGCACAUGAUUGAAAGGGCGGGGGCAGGAAAUCGGACCCCAUCUCAGCGACCCUCUAUUACCCGUGCACGCAGCAAAUCUCAAGAACGUCCCACGCUUGCCCCAAUGCUCAAACCCAACCCUCCAUCUGGAUCCUCAGAUGGAACACGAACAUCUCGCACAGAAAGGGGGCGCACCCUGGGGCCUGAGAUGCAUAGGAGGCUCCAUCCGCCUCGCUCCCACAGCCAGAGCAUGUUAACCAGACCGACUUGGUCAGGUGAUGGCAGCCCUGGACAGGCCGCCUCCUCUAAAGAUCCUCAGCCGCCACCGUCAGAAAGAAGAGAAGACCUUUGCGUGAAACAGGCGCCACCGUCCUCUCCUAGAGUAGCUGUUGGCCUUGCUAAGAGGCAGUCAACAUCAUGUUCUAACUCUCCUCUUAAAGGCGUCCAGAGCAACAACAGUAGCCCCGGCAAAAAGACAACAACUACUCCCAAACCCCCUGCUCCACGUUCACCAUCCAUGGGAAGAGGCAGGCUUCUACCACCUGUCACCCCUGGAGGGCGACGUUCAACACAAUCAUCUCCUCGUCACGUUAGUAACCAUGCUCCCCGCUCCCCUCGGUUCUCGCAGACUCCUCGCUUUGCUGGGCGAGGCCAACCUGGAAACAGCUCUAGCCUGGAGUGCCAGGAGCCUGAGAGACUUGGCUUUGGAUACCAGAUGCUGCCACCAUUAGACCCAAAGAGGGAACAGGACCUGUAUCGCAGCUUUGAGGCCGAGUUUCUGGCAAAUACCCAGAAAGUCAGGGAGAAUUCAGCUGAAAAGACUCCAGAAAGAGCGUCCCUGCAGGUACCCGGGAAACCACAAGAAACUGCACCCACUGAGCCUAAUGUCUUUGACUUUACCGACUCCUCCUCUAACUCUUCCACUUCCUCCCUAAAUGUGGGCACAAAGACGGGACUUCUGCCUGAACUGAAGGAAUCCAAGAGGACUAACCUCCGUCACUUCUCGCAGGAGGAUCCUUUGAAAAUGCUUCCUAGAAACAAUCAUAGAGGUUCUCUUGGUCAAGGAGAGCCUGAACCUUGGGGGGAUCAUAAAGGGGGUCUCAGGAAGCUCCCAGCCAUUUCCAGCUCAUUAGAUGAGAGAGAUCUUCCAUCGUCUUUAUCUAGAGAGACAGACAGGCUAAUGAAUCACAUUCCCUCACAGCCUGAAUCUCGUUGCAGAAAUAUGAAUGGAGUACUUGGAAAUUGUCCUCUUACUGGGAGACUCACUGGUCAACACAGCCAGCUUGAUUUGAGCUCUACUACUGAAGGAGACGUCCCACUAGGAAACCAUCUUUCAAGCCUUCCUUUUGACAACGAUGACAGGAGAGACGACCUUCCACCUCUUGAAGUUCGUCAUUCACCCACACCCCUCCCCCCUUCUGAAGACUGCUCCUUCCAGGAUUCUUCAAGUGAAAAUUCCUCCACGUGCUUCAGCUUGAGCGAAUCCCGCUCUGAGUCCCCCCCUCCGUCAAUAACGCUGACCAAUGGGGAAACUGAGCAAAAGAAUGCUAACAAUGUAGCCCCGGUCUCCAAGCUGGGACGAUUCAGGCCUCGCACUGACAACAGGCCCCAGAACACACGCUCACGUAUCCCCACACCAGUCGGCUACAGAGACGUCCACACUCGUGAGACACUUUCACCCUGUCACACCCCACCGCUGUCUCCUAAGAGCUCCCACCCUGCCGGUUGUCCAACCACAUGCUCCUACCCUGCACAGAGCGGCCUGGAUGUUGAAGCUUUAGCACAAAACUGAUGGAAGGAGCAGGUUGUUGUUAGAAACUUUGACUACUGUGUAAAAAAUACUCUUAAUGUUAAACUUAAAGGUGUGGGACACUGAAAACCCAUUUUUGAUGAGUAUACUCAGUCAAUCUGAGUUUUUCAUGCAGGCUGAACAUGAAAAUAGUCUCCUACACCUAUCUCCUGCAUUAGCUUCUGCUAGAAAAUAGACAUGAAAAUCUCGGAUUAGAAAAUCCUGACAGAUCUACGUCACACUGUCACUUAACAUUCAUGGACUCACCCAUCUUGACUCACAGCAAGGAAGUCUGUCAUUAGUGUCCAGGAAACAACAGUGAAUGUUUCGACUAGUAGAAGCUAACCAUUAGCAUUAGCAAUGUCACCACAUGGCAGAAGCUCCUCCAGGUUAGUUGUGGAGAUAAAACACCCACAAUGCAAGUCAGUGGUAGAGUCGUGCUGCUGGUGUCCAAUCCGAGGCAAGAUGUCACUUGCACUUAGAGGAGUUGCGUAUUAAGGAUUUGGGUACCCUCCCCGGGGUCUGAGCUUCCAACGCCGUCCAACGCCCCGGGGUGCAGCUUGUGAGGACGGCGGGUAAAUCCACCACAUAAGUCCACUGCCAGAGUCCGUAGCGGCAGAUGUCGGUGUGGCCUUGGCAUCACCUAUGCCCAGCCCUUGCUGUCUAAAGAAGGCGACCAGCCUUCCCUCCUGACGCUGGAACUCUAAACACCUGUUUAGCUAUCUUCGUCGCCGGCAGCCCUAACGACUGCGAACGACCCCACCCCCCAAAGUCCGAUGCCACAAUGACAGGUCGACCACGCACCCCUCUCAGUAGACCUGUCACCUUUUUAUCCUCCCUGGCCUCGUUAUGAAUAACGAGGACCAGCUGGUGUCCAAUCACCAUGCCCUCAGAGUCCGGCAGCUUCCGUCUUCUGUCCAUCACAUUAACAACUUUUAAACAAACAAUAAUUUUACUAAAUUUAAAUUCAUUGCUGUUCACUUAUCUUAGUCUAAUCUAAUCUGAGUAUAAAACUCAGAGCUUGAAUAAAUAUCAUUAAUCGUCUUAAAAAGAACUUCUUUCAUUUGAAAAGACACAUUUUCAGUAAAGGCACUUGAGCCAUUGCUCCGCCUACUUCUCAAAAUUCCCACACAGCAAUGGAUUGUGGGUAAUGCCCUUGCCUGAAGUCUGCAUUGACUUGGGCGAAGUGCUGAUCAAGGGUUCAAAAGGGGUGCGAUCACCUUCCGCUCUUGAGAAUUCGGACACCCCACGCACUCACCCCUGGCCGGGAAUGCGCAAUUGAAGAACACCGCAAAUGAAUUGAUUAAAUGAGUGUCCCACACCUUUAAAAGGAUUUUAUUGGAUGUCAAAUACACCUUUUGCAUUUAGCUUUCUCCCCUGUCCGGGGGUUCACAUUGCUUUGUUUGCACUCAAGCCAGAAUAUUUAUUACCAAAGGUAUGAUUAACGUGUUUACUAUAAUUUUAUUGUGCGUAUGGGGAUUUUUUUUUUGCCAAUCAUAUUGUGUUUAAUUUAAUUUCUUUCUUGACGAGAGACUUACAGCUGACUCACAGACAGAAUGAGUCCUACCAAAGGGCAUGGUAAUGUGUCUUCAUUAGCCGCUCAAACGCUAAGUUGAAUGGAUCGACUCGUCGAAUUUGCCAUAACUUUGUUUUUAUUAUCUCAAUAGUCAAUGUACUGGUCUUAGAACUGUAAGAUUCUUCACAUUACUGGUAUUUAUCUGUACAGAUUACUAACUGCUAAUAUUAGACAGCUCGAUCAUCCCUCUGACUGUACAAAUCAGACAUGAUUUAUUUACAGUCGUACGAUGUUGUUACUGUACUGUGUUUUGCAAUCAGCUGAUGUCAUCGUGGAUAACGGUAUUUGUUAUUUAAUGCUUCAUUUUUUCAAGAUUAUUUUGAUGCAGUUAAACCAUUUAAUUCAUGUUUUGAAUGAAAAACAUCAAGCACAUUGAGGAUUGUGUCACUUUGUGUCGUUGUCACUGAAACCGAAAAGGUUGAGAGCUCUGCUGCUGACCAAACUGCAAUCUAGAGUUCAACGUGUCACGCGCUGAGGAGGUUGAAUGUGUAAAUACACGCCUAUGUGCUCGGUAAACGUAAGUGUUUUGUAAAUAGAGGACACAGAAUAUACAGCUUGAUGUACAUAUGUUCUGUUUUAAGGUCUGCGCUGCCUUAGCUAUGCAAUAUUGGUGUUGGAGAUGCCUUGACCAGUUCCCUUUGCCUUAAAACGAUUUGUCACAAGAUUCGUUUUUAGAAUGUUUUUGUUUCAGUUCGGUGACACAUUAUUACUACUCACUGUUUAUUGUGUUAGAAAUAGAAGGACCUGAGUGAGAAUGUUAGAGAAAGUUGUCAAUUUUUGUCACACGCACUAAAGCUGUAGAUUCUCUAGGCCCCUGUUUUAAAACACAAGAAAUAACAUCUAACAGUGACAUCUAGUGGCUGAAAAGGACAUUUUACUGUUAAAAAAUAUCUUUUGACUUUCUUUUACUGCAUUAUGUUCAUUCUGCUCUUUUGUCACAGCCUAGAGUUGAUAAUGAUGUUGGAUGGAUGAAGAGUCUGAGUGUGUGAGAAAAGUGCAUGGAAGAUAAACUGGACAAUAAGGCUUUCUUUUCUAAACUUGCAGCCAUCACUAUGAGGCGCCAAGCUCCAGUUGCUGAGAUAAAAAUCCUGUUGUAGGUUUUAACAGAUGCAGACUUGGAAAAAAUGUAUUUGAAAGAUGAAAAGUUGGAAUUUUGAUGUUUGUGUCCUGCAGAACUCCUCAAACACCCUGCUGUAAAUGAAGUUUUGCAACAGUUUGAACACGAAAUGAAAGAAAAGUUGUUUUUUUGCAUGACAAAAUUAAUGUGUGAGCUAAAAACAAGGUAUAGAGAGUAUGUAUAUAUUUGUGUAUAUAUGGUAUGAGGAUAUGUGCAGAGCUGGAGCGAAGAAGGGAUGGUUGUUGGUCUAAUUUAUUUAUUUAUGAAAUCAGCUCUCAGCUGGCUCAGGUGACAUCUGCGUUUUAUAUACUAAGUGAAUAAGUGUUUAGGGGAAUCCAUCAAUGUGAGACAACCAAAGUUUCACUGGUUUACUCUUGUUAGAAGGAGCCAUAAUUCAUUAGGAAUUUGUCAAAAAAUAAAUUAAUUAAGCCACAAGAGGGAAUUAGUUUACACACUUAACUGAAAAAAAUGUUCUGUGUCACAACUCAUUCAUUAUUUAUCAUCCUUGCUGGAGCAACACAAAUAAGGAGCUGAUUAUUUCGUUAACUGACUUAAGCUGUUCCACCUGGUUAAAAAUUUGGUUCACUGUUGGUUCAGAUCAUGAACUGUGACUUUAAUAGAAUAUGUAUUUUUGUGCACAAGUUUGGAAAUGAAAUUAAAGUCUCAUGUCUUCAACCUCAUACGGCGAGGUUAGAAUGUCCAUCUGAUGCCAUUUUCUUUAUAGGAUGUACAGAUCGCUUGACAUUGUGUACUAUGUGUGUAUGCAAUAGCAAUACUGCAAUGUUUCAGUUUUUUAUUUCAACAAAAAAAUGCUCUCAACUUGUUCUUGUAAUAAAAAUUUCUCUCCUGAUGUUUAAA